Messenger RNA from Stomoxys calcitrans (stable fly), 1822 nucleotides. RefSeq names its product LIM/homeobox protein Awh (gene Awh). Gene Ontology annotation, cellular component: nucleus. The record is from RefSeq and is a predicted model, not a curated record. Gene Ontology annotation, biological process: neuron differentiation; regulation of transcription by RNA polymerase II. The transcript is spliced from 6 exons. Gene Ontology annotation, molecular function: DNA-binding transcription factor activity, RNA polymerase II-specific; RNA polymerase II transcription regulatory region sequence-specific DNA binding. Bases 549 to 1376 code for a protein of 275 amino acids. Lineage: Eukaryota; Metazoa; Arthropoda; Insecta; Diptera; Muscidae.
GUGAGUGGCACGAAAUAUUUUAGCAACGGCUUGACGCGUAUUUUCCUCUGAAGCUCAUUUCGAUGUUAUUAACAAAACCUCGCCGCGUUCGUGCUUCUUUCUCUAAAUAAAAUCGAGGCGCCAUCGUCGCAGUUCGUUCUGGUUUGCCAAUAAAUCCGGAGUUGGUUUUAUAUCUACAUAUACACAUACAUACAUACAUGCAUAUGUACCUAUCGCGUGAAGUAACAAAAGAAUUAUUACUACAUACACACCCAUACAAGGAAAAAUUCCAACAUACAUAUUAAAGUGUGUAACUAAUACAAGUGUUUCGAUUGUGAAAAUCGCAUUGUGAAAAUCGAAAAUCUCCAAAGCUGAAUCGGAAAAGUGGAUAUUAGGGAGUGUUUUUUUUGUGUAUGAUCGAUCGGUGGAUGUACCUUUACAGUGCCUAUCUCUGGAUUUGCCGUAUUUCCUUGGCUGCUCAGUUGGUAUAGGCUCUAAGAAAGUCAUCGGAAUUUUUAACUCUUCCUUCCAGUGGAUUAUAAACCGCCAAAAUUGUGGAGGCACUUAAAAUGAAGACUGAGCUGCGGUCAUGCGCAGCGUGUGGGGAGCCAAUCUCGGAUAGAUUCUACCUCGAGGUUGGCGGUUGCUCUUGGCACGCCAAUUGCCUGCGAUGUUGUAUGUGCAUGUGUCCCUUGGAUCGCCAACAGUCCUGUUUUAUACGGGAACGUCAGGUCUACUGCAAAGCGGAUUAUAGCAAAAGCUUCGGUGCCAAAUGUUCAAAAUGUUGUCGUGGUAUUUCAGCCUCUGAUUGGGUUAGACGAGCGCGAGAUUUGGUGUUUCAUUUAGCCUGCUUUGCAUGUGAUCAAUGUGGUCGGCAAUUGUCAACGGGAGAACAAUUUGCCCUCAUGGAGGAUCGGGUUUUGUGUAAAUCACAUUACCUGGAGACCGUGGAAGGAGGUACGACCUCCAGCGAUGAUGGCUGUGAUGGUGAUGGCUACCACAAAAGUAAAACGAAAAGAGUUCGCACCACUUUUACCGAAGAGCAGUUACAAGUAUUACAAGCCAACUUUCAAAUAGACAGUAAUCCCGAUGGCCAGGAUCUUGAGCGCAUAGCCUCCGUGACAGGACUGAGUAAACGUGUCACCCAAGUCUGGUUUCAAAAUUCCCGCGCCCGUCAGAAAAAACACAUACAUGCUGGUAAGAAUAAAAUGCGUGAACCUGAAGGAAAUUCUUUUGCCCGCCACAUAAACCUGCAGCUCACCUACUCCUUCCAGAAUAAUGCUCAAAACCCCAUGCAACUGAAUGGCAAUAAAGCGGGAUUGUAUCCCGCUCACGAAUCUUCAAUGGAUGAAUUAUCACAGGACUCCAGUGUGCAUUGUAUGCAAAGUGAAGUGUGACUCAACCUGUUAGAACCGAAUUAGAUCAAUUAAUUCCUACCUUAUUAUUAUCAGCAUUUUUACAAAAUAUUGCAAAUAUUUUAGAGGAUAAAAAGUACUAAAAUAUUACGUCCUAAACCUAGUCAAAAUUGCAAAAUCGUCCAACUCUAAACAAAGGAAAAAACAUGAAAAAAACUUCAGUCAACCUUGAAUCGCACAAAAUGAAUGUCAUGAUAUUUCGUUGAAACGAAAAAGGAACUACCCAUUUGGCUCAAAUCAGUGACUAAAUUUAUGUAUACAACUAAGUUAAGACGUGUGUGUGUGUGUGUGUGUGUAUAGUCCCGUCCUUUCUCCUAUUUUGUUUUACUUAACCACAACCCAGAGAAUGUUUGUACGAGCAACAAGAUGCAAUUGCUUGGUCUGUUUUUGUUUUUAGUCUUUAAAUCGAACUACAAUACAUACAAGCA